Schizophyllum commune H4-8 is the source of this 1030-nucleotide messenger RNA. RefSeq lists its product as uncharacterized. The record is from RefSeq and is a predicted model, not a curated record. Lineage: Eukaryota; Fungi; Basidiomycota; Agaricomycetes; Agaricales; Schizophyllaceae. The coding region runs from base 205 to 846 and encodes 213 amino acids. The transcript has 2 exons.
AGUAUAACAGAAGUCAUGGGACGAGGACGCGUACUACCAAUGAUCACGCGUCUAGCCCGGCGUGGGGCCGCGUCCUCCUAGUCUGGGACGCCUCCAGCUAGUUUGGUAUCGCUCCCAGCUAGCGCGGGACCACCUCUCGCCAGCCCGCCUCGUCCUCUGUGUACUCCCCCUUGUACUGCGCCACCCACCCGCUUGUGCUGCACCAUGUACUCGCUGUGCUGUGCCACUGCUGUGAUAUUGUCGAUACGUGUCUUGUUUUUAUACUCGGUGUUGCUCGCCGUCUCUAUGCUGGCGCACGCCUUCUGCUCGGUGAUGCCCGCCUUCUGCUUCGCGAUGCUCACCUCCUACCCGGUGAAGUUCGCUUUCUGUUCGGCGAUGUUCGCCUUCUGCUUGGUGUUGCCCGCCGCAUACUUACUCGGCGAUGCUUGUGCUUGUUUUAUAUACUGUUCCCUCUGGCCUAUAUACCACCUCCCCACGCGGAUGACGCGGGAUCUUGCUGGACUCGCCGGGAUUGUAACUUAUGUGCGGUGCGUCGGUGGCCAGGGUGCCAGUGAUUUGUAUACACGUCCAGGGUGGCUAGUCUAUACCUCAGUGAUAGAUACUAACUGUUCAACCUCUGCAACUCCCAUUGCCACCCUCCGCACCCGUACUUUCGUAGCUUCUGACGGUCUUUGUUAUUGUGUUUCUAGAGACUUUGCUGUAGUCUCGGUGAAGUUACUUGUGUAUAGUACUUACAUGGUUGUUCGUAUGGAAGAAACUCUUGAUUGCCUGAUCAUGCCAGCAUGUGGGAUACAGCGUCUCAAUACAAAAGGUAAAAUACAUAUGUAUGCGAGGAACAAACAAUGAGAUGUGUUGUACAAUGAAGCACAAACAAGUACAAAGGUAACCGUCCCGGGAUGGAUACGGUACGUGCGUCGGCCAUAAAACGGAACACGUGUUGUGACCAUAAAGCCACAUGGCCAUGGAGAGUGCAUGGAUCUCAUCUCCUAUGCCGACUCGUCACCUGCGGCUCGCGGCCCACCGACUUUGC